CCGAGCGGCAAGCCGGCAGCAUGGACACGAACGUGGAUACACGUAUGCGCACAUGCUUGGCCCGUCUUCUCGUCCUGCUCUGCACGCUGCACUCCGGGCGCGCGGCGUGCUACUUCCCCGUCGAGCUGCAGGGCAAGUACGUGAUGCAGUCGACGGCUACGUCCAGCGUGCAGUACUCGCAGGUCGACAUCACCGCCGACGCCAUCCCCAUCUGGGGGCACUGCCAUCGACGCAUCGGUAACAACGUCAUCCUCAUGGACGAGUCGGGCGCUGCGAGCUGCAUCCGCUGCUUCCACGUGCGGCUGCGCUCUCGGAACGUGCUGCAGGUUCACACGGAGGGCCUGGACAAGUGCUACACCAGCGAGCACGUGGCCGAGGCCAAGUGCCCCAACGAGGCUACCCUCCACAUGCAGGAGCCCUCCAAGGAGAUCCUGCUAUAUAAGUCGCACGACUCUGGCGGCGAGCCGAUCCGGCCGGAGUACUGCCCGAUCAACGGGCGCUUCACGUUCACGUACAGCGGCGUGGGCGGCGAGUGCCCGGUGCCUGUGUCGGAGCUCGACAACUGCCCGUCGGGCGCCAGCCUCAGCCUGCGCUUCCGCAGGUGCUCCUUCCCCGACUACAAUGUGACGUACGACUGCCUGGGGCACUGGGAGGGCCCGGCCAACCAACGCUACCUGUCGCUGCUGCACGCGUCCGCUGCCGACCACCAGCCGCGCUACCGCUGCGCCCUGUUCCGGGAGGAGACGGAGGGCAGCGUGCUGCUGGCGUUCUCGAGCGACUCGACGUGCCGCAGCGAACUGCGGAGCGCGGCGGCUGGCCACGAGAUGCUGCGCCUCGCACCCGUCAGGCCGCCCGCGUGGCCCGCGUCGGCGCGCGCCGCGCCCUGCAGGUUCCCUACGUGGGCCCAGGGCCGCUGGCAGCAGCUAAUGGUGGAAGGGAGCACGGUGAGCUACCGUGAUCACACUCGCCUGCAGACUUACACAAUGCGCUGCCUUGCAGAACCAACAUCAGUGCUCCCCGACAGAUUCCCAGUCUUUGUCCGUACACACUGUGGAGAAGAAAUGUACAACUGCAUAUGGAUGAAGCUACGUGGCAUGAAUGUCUUGGAAUUUCAGCUAGGUGACCAGACGUACGCUGCAGCUAAUCACAAUCUCUGCUCUGAUUCGAAUUUUAGAAAUAGAACUUGGAUAACUCAAGGAAGGCUGGACCGCAUGCAAGAGACUCCAUGCCCAAUAGCUGGGAAAUACACUGGAUUAAUUCCAGAUGCUGUUGGCCUCUGUGCUAAGUUGUCAUCAGACUGCAACUCACCUGAUAUUAUGUACUACACUGUAUCAGACUGCACACAGAGUGAAAUAUAUGAAGAACGUGAGUACAGAUGCUUAGGGCAAUGGGAAGAAGAUGGUUUGAUGUAUACCUAUACUCAGCGUAGGGAUGUUGAGGCAUAUGAGUGCUUCGUUGGAUCUAUAGUUUCAGAAGAUGAGAUUUUUAUAAAGGAAGCAGGAGAACACUGUCAGCGCAAUGUAGACCCUUUGCAACAUGGAAUGAAGCUGAGUAAAAUGGGUUCAUGUUCACCUAGUGAGGUGAAUCAUCCUCAAAAUACGCAUACCACUACCUCAUGGCUUUCCAUCAGACCAUCAACAGAAAUGACAAAACCAUGGAAACCAAUAACAGCACCACCAAGAGUGCCAGGCAGGGAGACCAAAUCAGCAUCAUCAGUGACUACACCCAAAGGAUUUGCAAUUUUCCUAUUAAUACUAUUUACACUGGGUCAAUGCUGUGUAUUGUAAAUCCUAGCCUAUGCUCACUGUUGUGAGGAAAUCUUUCUGAAGUAAAAAUGGCUCUCCAGCUGGUCCAAGGAACAAUAUUUGUCAGGAAUUGAAGGGAAUGCUUUGAAUGAAGUCAAAUUUCAUCGUGGUCUUUCUCAGGAGUCAAGCAAAUAUUACAGUACUGUACUAAGUAUUAUCAGAGUCAUUCUUAGCAACCAGCAGGACAGCGGACAUGAGCUUUGUAUUAGUAGUACUCUGUAAAAUAAUUAUUUUUGUACAUUAUGAGAGACAAUGUAUGAGGUGAUGUGUGAUAAGAUAUGCUUGAUUUUUGACAUGUAUAUACACAGUUAAGAGUAAAGUGUGAAUGUGUGAAUGUAAAAUAUCUUUCCUGUUGUGUAUAAAGUAAGGUUUACAUGUAAAAUAUAACUGUUCAGAUUUGAAGCAGACAAAACUUGUGAUGUGUAAUUGUCAAUGAUAGAGUAAUUAUGUAUGUCUUGUAAUGGAUUUUGAACACUUGUUGGAGAAAAGCUCUUUCCACAAUCUAAUGUAGCAAACAGUGUACCAUUUUCAGCUUAUAUCAAAUACUGCAACACAGUAAACCACUGAAAAUGCUAAUGCUGUAAGAAUUUCUUUUCCAUUGUUCCAUAUGAGUUUACACCAACUUCAUACCAAAGAAUAAAGGUUUUCAAAGUAAUCUUAGUCAUGUGUAAACUUGUAACACUGUAAAGAAGACAUCUUUAACAGCUAACACAAAAUAAAAUUGUAGAUGAUUUCAUUUGAUGCAGAAAAUGGAAUAAACAAACAAAAAUAAUGACUUACUUUAAUAUUUUGUUCUAGCAAUGACUGACACUCUGCAGUUACUCACCAAAGGCACCCUAACAAAUCCCAUAUUGUAAACAUAUAAAUAAUUUAACUGUUUUGAAACUGCUCAAUGAUAUGCCAUGUUUCUUAUAAUGGACAUGAUAGAGUGUGGUAACAGUUCGAAUUGAUCAUUGUAUUUCACAUAAUCAUAGUAGUUUUGCACAGUUUAUUCAUUUUAUAUCUCUCUCAGAAGUGCACUCUUUCAUGAAUUGAUUAGUUUCUAGUGCAAAAAAGCAAUGGAACUAAUAUGUGAUGUAUGAAAUAUGGUUUCAAAUAAAUAUGUAGAGCAUAAAGUGAAGUUUGACAUACUAAAAUUGAAUACAUACAUUGAUAACUGUUAUGUAGUAGAUAUUUAAUGUCAAUAGACCUCAGUCAAACACUGUACCUGAAUUAAUUUAAUGGAGAAAUUUGGCAUUUUUAUAAGCACUUACUCAUAGCAACACAUCUGACAUGAUGAGCACAAUAAAGGUUUAGCUUAAUUUUAUACAUAUAUAGAACCAACCCAAGUGGAAAUACAGACAGCUACAAGAAACUUGAGAGCUUUUUGAAGCCUGCUUGGUGAACAGUGUUGUUGAAUUAGUUGUAGUACAACUGAGCAAGGUACUAUUUAUAUUGCUCUAAUAUGGCAAUGUGGAAACAAGAUUUUUCAGCUGAUAUGAGGGAAUAUUAUUUCCAUUUGAUACUUCUCUUGAAAGAUUAAUUGCCUUUAAUAACAGGCUAUUGUCUAAAGUGUCAUAAUUUGUUUUUAUGGUAACUCUCAUGUAAGUGGAACUUGGGGUACGAGGUUGUGACCACUGUACUAUAUGUUCCUGCCACAACACUGUAAGAAAAUUAUGAAUUUUUUCAAUACAAUUUAUAAAUGACUGCCAUUCCUGUUACACUGUUGCCAUUCACUCCUGGAUAUUAGUUUUGUGAAGAGUGCUCAAAGUGAAAAUUAAUGUGACAAGGCCAUGAUUUUUAGCUACAGAUUGAUAAAAAACUUUUUCUAAAAUGACAACUUUCAUGGCCAGAAAUGUCACACUUGUUAAAAUAUCCAGAGUUAUUUUGCUGUGGACUGAUGAAUUUCCUGCUGAAACCCAACACUGUGUCCUAGUCUGCAGUGGGGGAUUCCAGCUUUUUUGAUGGUCUGAUGGACACCCUAGCUUGCUACUGACUGAAAUAAAAUUCCGUUUCUGUGUGCUUCUAUGUAGAGGCUUGAUGUCACACAUUUUGAAAAUUUGAACGCAACUGGCCAUUGUCAUUUGCUGUCGUACACUUUUGCCGUCGCCCUAUGGUACUAGUCUUCCUCCAUGGGGUGAUACCAUUAGCAGAUGACAGCAACUGACAAGUCAAUUGUGCUAGUUUCCAAACAUGUGACUCCCUAUGUGUGGGAGCAUGCAUAAACAAGAGUUUUACCCCAUUGAACACGUCCUCCACAGAGAAGGAUGAAAUUUUCGGUUUUGACCACAAAUUAAUCCAAUCCAAUAACAUCAUAAUAGCCUGGAAUAGUUUAAUAAAUGGAACAACUCUGUUUUUAAAACAGCACUGUGAAGCAGCAUACAGAUUACUUAUUAUCUAAGUUGUGUUUGCAAGUAGCCUAUCAGUGGCAGUCUUAUGCUAGCACUAAUCACAUUAAAGUUGGUGUUGUGUAUACUGCAUAGAAAUGUCAGCAAAUCCUUUGUUUGAAGAAAAAAAUUGAAAAUAUAACCAUGUAUAUAUACAGUAUCUUGUUAAAAUCAUGAGGUAGAAGCAACAACUUAUUCUAGUUUAAGAAGAAGAGCAGCCACAGUGAACAAAUCCAUCAUGGCACUUCACAGUGAACAUUGUUAAAAUUAGUUGAGAGCUGUAACAUACACACAUUGUCGAGCAGUAGAACUUAGAAAUUAUGUACAAUUGGUCUUCUACAGAUGCAAGCAUGAACAGUUGCUUUUACUUCGCAAUUUUUGUAUAUUUAUCAAGUUUUCCCUUGACAAAAAAAAAUUACUGAUAGCUACUAGGUGGUAUACACGAUACCAACUUGGAGUAGAUAAAUGCUAGUGUAAAUUCCUGAAGGACUAGUCUCAAACAUUGGUCAAAUAAUAAUUUGUACAUGGCUUAAGGAUGUUAAAUCAAGUAUUUGGAGGCUGAGGAGCACCAUGUGUGCAAACUAUUCAUACCUAUGGUUUGUUUGGAUGUUUUGUUUAACUAUAAAUUCAUGAUAGAUAUUUUUGAGAAUGGCAGGGUUUGAUUACAAAAUAAAAUCUGGAAUUGAUUUAGACAUCAAUACUUAUAAAUAUGUUCAUCAGCAGCAGUGUCAGUAAUUCCAUUGGUUGUUGAAUCUCACUUUGUCACGAAAUUUGAUAUGUUCUCGAGUAUUUAUAACUACUUGUAAUUUCUUCCAAGUAAUGCAAGAAAUGUUAAACUUUUGAAAGCUGUCUUUUGAAGAUUUAUUCCCAGAUGCAUUUUAUGUCAUGUAUGAGCAUUGCCAGUAAUUUUCUACUUGAAAAGUGAAUGCAUAAAAGUCGUGUACAGUAUGGUCAUUUCUCACUAUAGUAUCACAUUAUGCACUGAAGACUGAAAACUGUAUGUCAUUGUAUACUGACGCGUUACAAAGUAGUAGAAGGUACUCUGUAUGUGUUCUGUUGUCUGUAAAUAAAAUACUGUGAUUCACUGUGUGAAUGUGUGAAAGUUAUGUACUAAAGACUUUUGUACUUUC
This is a messenger RNA of Schistocerca cancellata (South American locust), 5301 nucleotides long. RefSeq lists its product as uncharacterized. The transcript has 13 exons. Lineage: Eukaryota; Metazoa; Arthropoda; Insecta; Orthoptera; Acrididae. The record is from RefSeq and is a predicted model, not a curated record. The coding region runs from base 21 to 1787 and encodes 588 amino acids.